AUGUUGAAGGAAAAUGCAAUGAAAUCAAGAAAUGGAAGCUCACAACAAGUUUCAGGAGUUGAAACAAAGACAGAAGAAGCCAAUGUCGGAGUACCCAAUAGAUAUGGAGAAGUGGUCGAAGAGAGCGUUUCCACAUUUGGACGACGAUUGAGCUGGGCGAAAUUGAACGUAUUAGAAGAGAAAUCGGAUGAAGUCGAUUUUCCUCAAAAGUUUUUCAGAAUGAUAUGGACCAGCAUUAUCAUCCGGAGCAGAAAUCAGAAUACAAGAAUCUUGUCGGCCAAUGCUAUAACGACUUUCAAGCAGUCUGAUAAAACACAUCGGAAGACAAAAUCAAAACGUUACGAGCGCCACGUUAUGUGCGAUAAUCACUAUUCGGCGAUUUCAUUGUUUUCUAUUUCUAAUCUGGACGAGAAAAAGCAUGGAUCAUCUGAAACAACGGAAUCAUCAGAAACAAAAAUUUCUAUCCUUAUUCACCUUCCGCACGCAGCAACGAGCAUUUGCCCCCAUCGCUGUGUUCAUUUAUGA
Messenger RNA from Caenorhabditis briggsae, 525 nucleotides. Lineage: Eukaryota; Metazoa; Nematoda; Chromadorea; Rhabditida; Rhabditidae. The record is from RefSeq and is a predicted model, not a curated record. The coding region runs from base 1 to 525 and encodes 174 amino acids. The transcript has 4 exons.